Molecule: messenger RNA, 5027 nt
Organism: Ictalurus furcatus (blue catfish)
Lineage: Eukaryota; Metazoa; Chordata; Actinopteri; Siluriformes; Ictaluridae
Gene: gpr155a
Product: G protein-coupled receptor 155a
Exons: 16
Coding region: 604-3078 (824 amino acids)
Biological process (GO): transmembrane transport; intracellular signal transduction
Cellular component (GO): membrane
Source: RefSeq, a predicted model, not a curated record
AUUUCCACCUCAAAUGCCAGCCGACCCAGGUACAGAAAAUAGGAGUCUUCAGUCAGUCCCUCUCUGCACAUAAGACUAACUAGCAGCAAAUUUUGUUUUAAUGUUGUUUUAAUUCGUGUAUUUUAAAGUUUUGUAACAAUGACGCUAAAACUCCGUCGGUGAAAACUUUUCAGUUAAGAAUAAAAAGGACUUUUAUUAAAGCCCUAUUAAAAAUAUGGUUCCUGUGUAUGUUUCGAUAACCCCGCCCUCCGCUCACUGUGAUUGGCUGAAGUAGCUGUCAGGCGGUUUAUAAAGUCAAGCCUAAGCGGUGAGAAGAUAAGUAGAGAGUCUGGGAUGUGUGGUGUUGCAACGUGUGUAUCACGUUUCCUUUUGGCAUGGAUCUGUUCUUGCUGACAUUAAUAACGCCUCGCUUUGAACAGUCUCUCAGCAGGGACGAAACUGGUUAAAACAGGAGGGAAACUAGCUUUGUUUUCUUCGUCUGCUCGCCAUGUGGGGCUACAGUGCUGUUUCAUGACCGUCACAUCUGCAAGGUUCAGCACUUCACUACAGCCAGACUUUAAGCCACCUUCCAUCCACAUCUGAAGGCUUCAGACCUCCAACAAGAUGGAUGUCCUUUCAAACACUGUCUCCAUGUCCAAGCACAUACAUGGAGAAGGCCACUCAUCUGUCUCUCCUCCUGCCAUGUCUAUCGAUAAACUCUUCCCUGCUCUCCUUGAGUGUUUUGGGAUCAUACUGUGUGGCUACAUCGCUGGUCGGGCCAAUAUCAUCACCUCUACCCAAGCCAAAGGUCUGGGGAACUUUGUGUCAAAAUUUGCCCUACCAGCACUGUUGUUUAAGAACAUGGUGUUGCUGGACUUUGGCGAUGUCAUCUGGCCAUUUCUGUGGAGCAUCUUGGUGGCCAAACUGAGUGUGUUCUUUGUUGUGUGUGUAUUGACCUUACUGGUAGCCAGCAAGGACAGCCGAUACUCCAAAGCUGGACUUUUCUCCAUAUUUGCCACCCAAAGUAAUGACUUUGCCCUGGGCUACCCUAUAGUUGAAGCUCUAUACAGAAACACCCAUCCAGAGUACCUUCAGUACAUCUACCUGGUGGCACCAAUCUCUCUCAUGGUGCUCAAUCCUAUUGGGUUUGCAUUCUGCGAGGUCCAGAAACGGAGACGUGAGCAACAGCAGCAGAAGAGUAAACUGCAUGUGGUCGGGGUGGUCUUUAUUCACGUUGUCAAGAAUCCCAUUGUCUUUAUGGUGGUAAUCGGGAUUGCUGCACACUUUGUCCUGGGCCCAAAGAUCCCUGAAUUCAUGCAGGAGUUUGUGGAUGGUUUGGCCAAUGCUUUUGGAGGAGCAGCUCUGUUUUAUCUGGGUCUGACCAUGGUGGGGCAGCUGAAGAAAUUAACUAGGUCCACUGUGGUGGCUCUCAUACUGCUCAUCACUGCCAAAUUACUGGUGAUGCCACUCAUUUGUAGAGCUAUGGUGGAGGUUUUGGACAGAGGGAAUAUUAGCUCUCAAAACCAGAGCAGUCUCUCCAAUUAUGCUUUCCUGUAUGGCGUUUUCCCCACUGCACCCAGUGUGGCCAUUUAUGCCAGUCACUACAACAUGGAGCUGCAGGUGAUGACAUCAGGGAUGGUGAUCAGCACAUUCCUCUCUGCCCCUAUAAUGUACGUCUCUGCAUGGCUGCUGACUAUUCCCUGGAUGGAUUCCAAACUACUAGAAUCAGCACUACAGAACAUUAGCUUUAACAUCAGCAUUGUCAGCCUCGUUGCUCUAGUGUGGUGUGUUGCUGUGAGUAUAAUGAGUAAGAAGUUCUGCAGACGUCCACAAAUGUUUACCAUCAAUCUGUUCAUGGCACAGCUGAUGGCAUGUAUAGGUAUGAUCGCUUGGAAGUUUGUGGUGGUUAAGGAUAACUUUGUUGGUCAGGUUUUGACCUUUACUCUAUUCUAUGGCUCACUCUACAGCACUUACAUUUGGCCAGGUCUAAUAGCUCUCUCUCUGUUCUUGCUGAGGAGGGAUGAGGAACUGAAAGUGCAGCCUGGAGUUUUAAUGCUGAUUGGUUGGGGAGUGCCAGGUGUAGCAAUAAGUAUCUUGCUCAUGGUGGGAGAGAAGAUGCCAGACACCAUUGACUCUGCCUUCUUUUUCGGUCCACCACAGGUUGUGUGUACAGUGGUCGUGUUGGGUGUAGGUAUAGCUGUAGCUGGAAUCUCCCUCUUGCUGCUCAGCAGAGGCACACAGGAAUAUCAAACCCUUGAGCAUGGCUCUCUGAAUGCCACUGCAGAGGACCCCAAGACUGAGAACAGUACACAAACCCAAAGCACUAUUGAACAGCCCAACAUAGAGGAUGGUAUUAGGAGAGGGUGUCAGGAAUGUGUGUGUAACUGUACUUCAAUUCAGACUGUACCUAAUAUUUGCAACAGCAGUGUGAAGGACGCACCAUCUAUACAGCCAGGUCAGUGUGGAAACUGCUGUGACUCCUCUCAUUGUUUGCUGGUAGAAGAGGAACAGAAACAGCGGAGUGCAGACAGACAGAUGGCUAGACAUGUACUUCUCUGUCUUCUACUCACCGUCAGCCUUCUAGCUAAUUUCUCCAGCUACCUCUGGUGGCUCUUCAGUCCAGUUCCAGGCAGACUCUACUUAGAGCUGCAAUUCUUCUGUGCUGUGAUCAACUUUGGACAGGGCUUUAUAUCUUUUGGCAUUUUUGGCCUUGACAAACAUUUAAUCAUUAUACCAUUUAAAAAGAGGUUAGCACGUCUGAUGCAGACUCAGAAACAGGAGGCAGCAGGAUCCUCUGUGUCUGAGGAGAUCAGACUGGCCUGCAAUCAGUUUCUCAAGUACCAUAAAGAAAAAUGUGUCCAGGACAUUGUUCAGGAAAAGAGGUGUGGGGAGCACAGUGUAGCACAUACGUUUCUUGGCAGUGAAAUGGUGCUGUGGCUGCAGACUGUUGGAUUGGCCAAUGACCAGGGGGAGGCACUGCUCUAUGGCUCCCGUCUGCUGGAUGGCGGAGUCAUCCAUCACAUCACUCAUGACUAUGAUUUCCAAGAUGACGACUUGCAUUACUGUUUCACAGAGGGCUGUGUGGUCCCUAAUGCCUGAUAAUAUUGUACCAACAAAAGACAUAACACCUGACUUAACCAUUAGUGUGAUUUAUGGCUUGUUAUGAGUUACACUUACCAUAAACUGACUUGUUUACAGGAAGAAAAGGUAUGCAAUUAACCAUGUGAUGCUUUGAGGAGUACACUAUAUGUAUAUAAUAAUAAUAAUAAUAAUAAUAAUAAUAAUAAUAAUAAUAAUAUUUAUUUGUACAAGGGUACAAUGCACUGAAUAUUUCAAAUACAAUGCAAGACCAUCAGAGCUUUAAGAAAGCCACUAGACAUGUGUAUAUACAUAUUGGUAUAUGAUUUUAAACAUUAUCAGUUGCACUGAAAAUAGAUGUCUUCCUUUAGGGUAUGUUUUUCAGCUAAUCUGUCCCUAUUACAGAUCUUCUAACAGAUUAACAUUCUAUAUGAACAUUUCCCUUGGCGCAGAUUAUUAAAUUUUUCUUUUGGACUAUUCAAGCACAUUUUGUGGUAUACACUUGCUGUCCACUUUAAUAGGAACACCCAAACAUCUGCACAUUCAUGCAGUUAUCUAAUCAGUCAAUCAUGUGGCAGCAAUGAGCCUGUGCCCAUGAUAGCUUCAGAUUCCUGUUCUUAGCUGACAGGAGUGGAACUUGAUGUGGUCUUCAACUGUUGUAGCUCAUCCACCUCAAGGUUCAAUGUUUUGUGCAUGCUGAGAUGUUGUUCUGCUCAAAACGGUUGUAGAGUGCUUGUUUGAGUUACUAUAGACUUCCUGUCACCUCAAACCAGUCUGGUCAUUCUCCUCUGAUCUCUCAUCAACAAGGCGUUUCAGGCAUGAAUGUACAAGUGUUCCUAAUAAAAUGGAUGGUGAGUGUAUUUGUAUACUUGCGAAGUAUUUCUGAGGUCUUCUGUUCAUUUGUGUGCAUCAUUUAAAACAACCCUCUUAAAUGAUCGACCCUUAACAGUACUUGCAGGGAUUCUGCCCACAUGUCAGUUGUCUAAUGUUAGCACUAUGUAACACCAGCAACACUGUCUGUAAAAACAAAAGAAAGAAACCAAAACAUGCUUAUAGGUUAAUAACAUUUUGGUACUUUAUUUAUUGGAGGUGCAGUUGUUUAUGUUUACAUUGCAUAUCCCUAAAAUUUAAUUUGAUUUUCAUAUAAACCUUUUUUUCCCCCCCCAAAGUGCACUUUUUUGUAUAAAUUACAUAUGCAAUUUAUAAGGGGGGGGGGAGUGUAACCGCCACUUCAACCUUGUCUUUGAUCUAUAAAGCAAAUUAGUCUUGCUGAAAUCUGUGCUUGAUAAAUUAAUGAUCAGAAAUCUUUGUAAUGCCUUUUUUAAAAUUACUCAUACAGCAAUUGUUUGUUGUUGAUCGUCUGUUCUUGUUGAUCGGGGGAAAAAGAUCACAGGUUUUUAUACCUGUAUUUAACUAUUGUCAUCAUGCUAUAUUUGUAUAACCAGAGUAAUUUCACACAUGAAGGAAUGGCUGUAUAUUGAAUUAUGUGCAAUUUAUGCGCAUUUAAAUUACAUGCAAUUAAGUACAUUUCGACUUUUUGUUUCUGUUCAUAAAUUAAUUGUUUUAAUUAUAUAAGAUCUAAAAGUCUCUCCAGGCUGUUUCAGGCUUUGCUGUAAACCUUCAGCUCUUCCUCAACUGUAUUUGAGAAGAGAUGAACCAGCAGAGUCGAGUCCUCCACACCUGUAGUUAAGUACGUCUCCAUUUCUGCCAUUUUUUGCUUCUCCACCUCUUGCAUUUUCUGCACGAUCCUCUGACCUUUCUCCUAUUUAAACAAGGAAGAGAUAAGACUUUGGAUUGCAAGUAACUGGAAAUCUGAAAGUAACGGAGAAGGCAGGGCUUUAUUAAUGUAGGCAAACAGGCUGUUCCUUGCUUUUGUUCUAUUUUAAUGUACAUUUAAAGGACAUUUAUUACCUUCAAUUCAACAAAACCAUUAAGCAACAUUGAUUAAAUGUGGGAAUAUUAUACUCAAA